AUGUCAAAUACUCCAGCGAGCUUUAGUUAUCUCACAACUUAUGGUCCUUCAAGAGCUGCCUCUUACUCACCUGUUCCCUCAGAACACAGUCUCGCGCUUGAUGAGGAGGUCAGAUUAUAUACCAAUAAUAAAGACAGAGAAAAAUACGAGAAUUUAGCAGAUUUAUAUGCUAUUAUUGUAACAAUGGAACAUUUGGAGAAAGCAUAUGUUAGAGAUUCUGUCACUGCUUCCGAAUAUACACAAGCUUGUGCGCAAUUAAUAGCACAGUACCGAACAGCACUUAAUUUAGUAUGUGAUUCCAUAACGGAUGUGGAAAAGUUUAUGGAAAAGUUUAUAAAAGAAUAUAAGUUAGAGUGUCCAGCGGCAGUAAAUCGAUUCAAAAUAGGGGUGCCCGCCACAAUCGAACAUCCCACCGGUGCUGGACAUGAUACCAGUAAAUUUGCACAAUACGUUGCUGAAACGGUUCAUCAUUUGAUUACUACUAUGGAUGCACUAAAAUUAGGUAUGAAGGCUGUGGACUAUAUACAUCCUUUGCUUGGUGACUUAAUGCAAAGUUUAAACAAAGUUAGUUCGUUACCUGCUGAUUUUGAGGGUAAAGCAAAGAUUAGAAAUUGGUUAAUUAUGUUAAAUGGAAUGAAGGCCAGUGAUGAACUUAACGAAGAACAAGUUCGACAAUUAUCAUUUGAUCUUGAAAGUGCCAAUAACGCGUUUUAUCGUUCUCUUUCUGAUAAGAAUUAA
Molecule: messenger RNA, 738 nt
Organism: Funneliformis caledonium
Lineage: Eukaryota; Fungi; Glomeromycota; Glomeromycetes; Glomerales; Glomeraceae
Source: the annotation of a GenBank genome assembly